Messenger RNA from Brassica napus (rape), 3077 nucleotides. Its product is annotated as glycosyl hydrolase 5 family protein-like. Bases 264 to 1835 code for a protein of 523 amino acids. NCBI's taxonomy places the organism in Eukaryota, Viridiplantae, Streptophyta, Magnoliopsida, Brassicales, Brassicaceae. The transcript is spliced from 4 exons. Gene Ontology annotation, molecular function: hydrolase activity, hydrolyzing O-glycosyl compounds. The record is from RefSeq and is a predicted model, not a curated record.
UUAAAGUCUUUUAAAUUUUAAAGGAAAAUUUACAGCUCAGAAUCUGUUAACAUCAUGAUCCGUCCAUUGCUGUUUUUUUCUUACAGUUAAAACUAUUGUUUUAUCUUCAGUUGCUUUCUUUGGCUGGAAAAAUUUAACCUCUAACCAUAAACACUUAUAAUCUGCCAGCAAUCAGAAACUAAAUCAACUUCUUUCAUAUAUAAAUUGCGAAUGAAAUUCAAAAUAAUCAUAAUCAAAAACAAAAGAAACAUACAUAAAACAAAAUGGCAAGAUCUAUAUGUUUGUGUAUCUUCUUAUUGUUCAUUACUUGGAUUCCAAUUCUAUCCACAAGCUUUCCGCUCUCCACAAAAACUCGAUGGAUCGUGGACGAGAAAGGCCAAAGGGUAAAGCUAGCCUGUGUGAACUGGCCAGCUCAUCUCCAGCCCGCUGUGGCUGAAGGGCUAAGCAAACAACCAUUAGACUCCAUCUCCAAGAAGAUUGUUUCAAUGGGAUUUAACUGUGUUAGACUCACUUGGCCUCUUGAUUUGAUGACUAAUGACACAUUGGCUCGUAAAAUCACGGUCAAGCAGUCUUUUGAAAGCUUGAACUUGUUUGAUGAUGCUCUUGGGAUUCAAAUUCACAAUCCCAAAAUCCUUAAUCUUCCCAUAUUCAAUGCAUUCCAGGAAGUGGUAUCGAACCUUGGACAAAACGGAUUGAUGGUGAUACUAGACAACCACUUGACAUAUCCAGGCUGGUGUUGCAGCGACAACGACCUCGACGCUUUCUUCGGCUACCCUAACUUUGAUCCCGUCAUUUGGGCCAAGGGCUUGGGCAAAAUGGCUACUCUUUUCCGCAAUGUCACUAAUGUCAUUGGCAUGAGCCUUAGGAACGAGCCACGUGGUACUAGAGAUUACCCUGACCUAUGGUUUAGGUUCAUGCCAAAAGGAGCAGAAGCAGUGCACGCCGCAAACCCUGAAGUACUAGUUAUCCUCUCCGGCAUAGACUUCGACACAAACCUCUCUUUCCUCCGUGACCGCUUCUUCAACGUCAGCUUCACCGAUAAACUCGUCUUCGAGCAGCAUUGGUACAGCUUCUCCCACGAGGGAGGCGCGUGGGUAAAACACAACUCCAACGAUAUUUGCGCCAAAAUCAUCGGGGAAGUCAAUCAUAAUGGAGGAUUCUUGCUCGACAGAGGCUUUCCUUUGAUUUUGAGUGAGUUUGGGACCGACGAGAGAGGCGUUGACGUCAGCGGAAACCGGUAUAUGAAUUGUUUGGUGGCUUGGGCCGCUGAGAAGGAUUUGGAUUGGGCGGUUUGGGCAUUAACCGGAGAUUAUUAUUUGAGAACCGGUACAAAACAUAUGGUUGAGACUUAUGGUGUUUUGGAUGCUACUUGGAAAAACGUCAGAAACUCUACUUACUUGCAGAAACUCUCCGGAAUUCAACAUCCAUUUAGAGGACCCGGUUUACAAGAGAAAAAACUUAUUUUGCACCCACAUACUGGCCUAUGUGUCACCAAUAACCACUCAGGCAAUGUACCCACACUUCGACUUGAACUAUGCACUAAAUCCGAGUCAUCGACCUUUAAUCCCAAGGAAGGCAUUCUCUGGAUCAAUAAAAUGUGCGUUGAAACUCCAGAUGUUGCUGGACAAAAGGUGAAGCUUGGAGUUGGCACUAAGUGCUCUAAGUUGGGACAAAUCUCAGCUACUAAGAUGCAUUUGUCGUUUAAGACAAGUAAUGGCUUGUUACUAUGUCUUGAUGUGGAUGAACGUGACAACAGCAUUGUCGCUAACCCUUGCAAGUGUUUGACUAAGGAUGCUUCGUGUGAUCCAGCGAGCCAGUGGUUCAAAGUUCUUUAAAUUCUAUAUAUUUUAUUCUGAUAAAAUGUAUUUGUAAUAAUUUUACGGUCAAACAUGUUAAUCAUUAAAAUUUUUAAUAAAAAAAUCGUGAUUGGACAGAAAUCAUAAGGAAACCAAAGAAAUCAAGUUAGCGUAUACUAUUACUAUUUAUGACGAUGGGAAAAAAUGUCAUCUCCAUCUGUACUACUGCUAUAAAACCUAAACUAGAGGUGGAUCCGCACAUAUAUUUUUUUAUUUGUUUUCGUAAUGUAAUUAAAUGUUUUUACACCAUUAUAUAUUUUAUAUAAUUUACUAUACAAAUGCUGAAAUUUUUUAAUACAAAUAUUGCUGUAACAUAAUUUUUCUAAUAGUCAUGAAUUUAUAAAUAAAAAAGCAAACGUCCAUUUGAUAACACAAAAUUGAAAAAAAAAGAUAAAAAGAAAUAUGGUUUGUUUAUGGUAUGUUUUGAUUUGAACCAAAGAAAUAGGAAAGACUAAGAUUUGCUAGUUUUUUUAUGCUUGACUUUGGGAUCCAAUUAACAUUUUGUACGUACUUCUGUUUGAAAUCGAUAAAGGCUAAGAUUUUGUGAUUAUUCGAGAAUUUGUGAUUGUUCCCAAAAUUGUAGGUGUAAUUGAGUUGUGAUCUUCCAAAUUCCCACACAAAUAAAUUAAAAAUAUAAUAUUUUGGGAGGGGAAUUUAUAUAAAAAAGCAAUGAUAGUACAUAUGAAUUAGCAUAUAAUAAGUUUCUCACUUUGAGAUAUAGAAGUAAGACCUUAUUGAAAUCAAUCCAAGCAUGAGCUCAUAUCUUCUAAGGUGUUGAAUCAUUUAUAAAAUUUACAUAACUUUUCUGUUGAUUCAGGUUAAAUAAAGUAAAAGAAAAUAUUAUUGACAUAUAAACUAUGCUUUAUUGUUGAUAUUGGAAGAGAAAUUAUGUGAUGGUAAAGGAAAUAAUUUUCUACGUGGAGGAGCUAUCGUCGUUUUAGAUAGGAUUGAUCAUUUUAGGAAAACAGUUAAUAGCUGGAAAAUACAAGAAUUUUUUAACGAUAAGUUAAUUAAAUUUUCAGUGGCAUUGGGUUGUAAAUAUUGUGCAACUCUAAAGGUAUUUUUAAUGUGCACUUUUGUUUUAAUAAAGUAGAUUAUAUAAUCCGAAAUGGAAUUCUAACAACCAAUGUUUUUUAAACCGGACCUGCAAGUGAACAUGAAAAGUUUUAGGUCAUGGAUCAAUAUGGUUCAACCGGUUCAAUUUGGUUCAACCAAAUUCAG